AGGGCGCUCCAGAGCCAUGUAAAGGGCGGCUCUAGAGGCAUGACCCACAUAGAGUAGUAGAGUGAAGGAGUGAUGGAUUUUGACGAGCGGGUCCCCGUCGGUUCGAACAUGUAUUUGCCCAGUUGCACCUACUACGUCUCGGCGGGGGCAGACUUCUCCGGUCUACCCUCGUUUUUGUCCCAGACCCCGUCUACUCGGCCCAUGACAUACUCGUACUCCUCUAACCUGCCUCAGGUCCAGCCGGUGAGAGAGGUGACGUUCAGGGACUAUGCCGCCAUUGACGCGUCCGGUAAAUGGUCACACCGGGGGAACCUGCCCCAGUGUUACCCCACCACGGAGGACAUGGUACAUCGGGACUGUAUGUCCUCGCAGCCCACCAUGGGGGAAAUGUUUGCCAAGAACAACCCUACCGCCGCUGCUGCGUAUCACCACCACUCCGGCGCGGGCUGUGCAGUGUCCAAUUUCUACGGGAACGUUGGCAGAAAUGGGGUGCUGCCCCAAGCAUUCGACCAGUUUUUCGACACAGCGUACGCUAACGCCUUAGAAACUCCGUCGUCUAACGACUACUCAGGGGACAAAACGGCCACCAAGCAGACAAGCUCCGCCGCAGAACACGCGCCAUCGUGCCGGGAAACGGAGGGGAAGGAGCCGCGCGAAGAUACCAGCAGCCCGGAGUCCUCUUCCGGCAACAAUGAGGAGAAAUCGAGCAGCAGCAAUGGACAGAGGACUCGUAAAAAAAGAUGUCCUUAUACAAAAUAUCAGAUCCGAGAACUGGAGAGGGAGUUCUUCUUCAGUGUGUAUAUCAACAAAGAGAAGAGACUGCAGCUCUCUCGUAUGCUGAACCUCACCGACCGCCAAGUCAAAAUCUGGUUUCAGAACCGAAGAAUGAAGGAAAAGAAAUUAAACAGAGACAGAUUACAGUAUUACACCACGAACCCGCUGCUUUAGGAGUGACUUGUCAUAUGCGUUUACAGACUUAUUGACUCGCUGUGGUCUCUUUCCCCUGACAUAUGUGUCAGCAACAACAACACAACAACAGCAAUGGCUGUAGCUGCAACACGAUGCUCAACUGUUAAUUUCAAGUUCGUGGACAGGCAACAUAAUCUCUCCUGAUUUCAAACCGUUUGAGAAUGAGCAUGAUUUAACUGACACACUGACGGCAUUUUGGCCAUCAGACUUAAAAAAAAAAAAAAUCUGCGGAUGUUGUCCUCACCAAGACUAUGUUCUCUUUCUUGUGUAUCCUAAUAUUAUUGUGACACAGAGUCGCCUUCAUUUUCUUCUCACAAGGCGGAGAGCCUUAUCAGUCUAAAUUUUCGGUUUUUAAGAUCGUACAAGUGGUGACGUGGUAGGUUUCCUGUGACAGUGAAUAUGUGAUGUUGUGCAUUUAAUAAUGGGGGCUAGGACUUUGGUGUGACCAAAUAAUGAGACUUGGGAGGGUGAGAUUGUAAAGUGUCUUUUUUUGUAAGGUUAUCUAUUUUGUAGCCACUAAUUUCCUAAAGAAUACCAACUGCAAAGCUCUAUCAGUAAAAUUAUGGGGAUUCGCUGUUACAUUUUGUUGACUCCAAACCCUCUACCAUUGUAAUAGUUUCAAAACAAUAUAUGUAAUCUGGUUGUUUAUAUUUUGUGUACUUGAUUACCACACCCAAUUUGGCUUUGAAUUUGAUGUUAAUGCACGGAAAACCCACAAUGAGAAGAAUGUUAACCCCAUACAGACAGAACCAGAUAUAAGCUUGUUUAACCUCAUUGCUGUAGCAGCCUAUAGUCGAAUUGUUGCCUUGCGACAUGCGUGUAGAUAGUACAGGUAACGGACAAGGCCGCAGUUUUUUGAUACCCAGAUUGAGAAAAUAUGCAUCCAGGUUUUGUUCAAAUAGGGCGAAAUAUUUUUUCCAUUAUUCACAGGUCUUCAUGUUUUUCAUUGAAUUAACAUGAAUGUUAAAUGCGUUUUGAAUAUACUGUCAGGGACAUAAUAUUGUAUCAAACUGCUUGUUAUGUCCGACACAUUCUGUAUUAUCCUAUAUUUCCAAAUUAAAAAUGAAAAUAUUAUUGAAGGAAUGUACAAA
Molecule: messenger RNA, 2060 nt
Organism: Oncorhynchus kisutch (coho salmon)
Lineage: Eukaryota; Metazoa; Chordata; Actinopteri; Salmoniformes; Salmonidae
Product: homeobox protein Hox-A11a
Exons: 2
Coding region: 73-948 (291 amino acids)
Biological process (GO): anatomical structure development; regulation of transcription by RNA polymerase II
Cellular component (GO): nucleus
Molecular function (GO): RNA polymerase II cis-regulatory region sequence-specific DNA binding; DNA-binding transcription factor activity, RNA polymerase II-specific
Source: RefSeq, a predicted model, not a curated record